AUGAUGAAGAGCUUCGUUGCCAUUGCAGCUUUUGCUGCCGGCACUAAUGCCCUGGUCGGCCGCAGUGAUAGCUGCUGCUUCGACCUGACUGCCUCCGGAGGCUCUUCCGGGGUUCUGGGCCAGCUCACUGAUGGACAGGUCCGCGUUGGUGAUAACAGUCUGUCUGCUGCACAGUUUUGCAUCAACUCUGCUGGCGGUAUUACUGAUAGCGAGGGCCGAGGCUGUAUCCUCACCACCGAGACUACUCAGUUCCAGUGUGAUACUGGUGCCAAUGCCACCACUGGCUUCUCUAUUUCAUCCUCCGGCGAGCUGGAGUACAAUGGCAGCCCUAGCUUCAUUGCCUGUGAAACUGGCGAGAAUGGUGGCCGCAACGUUUACACCACAAACAGCACAUCCGUUACUCAAUGUGUGAACGUUGAGCUGACUGCCGAUUCCUGCUCCAGCUCUAGUCCCGGCGCUUCAUCGUCGCCUGCGGCUUCUAGCACUCCUAUGUACUCUACUGCUCCGAUUAUCCCCAGCAGCACUCCUAUUGCUCCCUCUGUGGCUCCCUCAUCAUCUCCUGCAGCUAUCGUUCCUAGCGGCUCAGCUCCUGCUGCUUCUCCCUCUUCUAGCUGCGAGGCCUCGCCUAUCUAUAUCACUACCACCGUUACUGUCACUGAAUGCGGUGCCUGCCCCAGCGGUACUCCUGGGGCUCCGGUUCCUGUGUCUACCCCAGGUUUUGAGACUUCCGCUGUUGGUGGUGGUGGUGGUGCUCCCGCUCCUAGUGGAUCGCCUGCUCCUCAUGGCUCUUCCUCUCCUAGCGGUGUUGUCCCAGAGGCUCCUCACAGCACAUCUGCUGCUGUUGUUGGUGGUGGCUCUCCCGCUCCUAGUGGUUCCCCUGCCUCCGAGACUCCUGCUGCUCAGAGCUCCCCUGCUCCCAGUGGUUCGCCUGCUCCGGAGUCCUCUGCCAGCCCUAAGCCAUCUGUUCCUGCCGGUGGCUCUUCUCCCAGCGCCCCUGUCCCUAUGGGCACUAGUGUUGCCACCCCAGCCGAGUCCUCCGCGCCGGCCACCACCCCCGCUGUUGCUCCAUCUCCGAGUAGCUCCGCCGCCCAGGCUUCGUCCUCCGCUUCUGCAACCCAGUCUUCUUCCGGUGCCUGUGCUACCACUCUCACCGAGGGCGACUACCAGUACCCUCACCUGAUUAUCCCCAUUAGCUCUUCUGCUCCCGAUACUGCCUACGGUACCCAGUACUUCGGCAAUGUUAGCACCACUGCCUCGACUAUCUUCAACUUCGACAUCCCGUCCUCUUACCAGGGCUCUACCUGUAACUUGGUCUUCCUGUUCCCCAAGAAGUCCCAGCUUGAGACCUCGGAUUACACCUUCAGCGGUGACGGCAAGAUCGACUUCACCAAGUUGUCUGAGGUUGCCAGCGAGGCGACUACUUACAACAACGCUCCUUCUGUCUCUGAUAACCUUGGUGAUAUCACCAUCUCCGAGGGCAACUCAUACGUUGUCUCCUCAUUCUCGUGCCCCGCUGGCGAGACUGUCGCCUACGAGAUGUCCGAGGCUGGUACCACAGACCUCUACUGGUUCAACGACUGGAACCCCUCUCCUCUCGGCAUCUUCAUUACCAAGUGCUAA
Molecule: messenger RNA, 1620 nt
Organism: Penicillium malachiteum
Lineage: Eukaryota; Fungi; Ascomycota; Eurotiomycetes; Eurotiales; Aspergillaceae
Product: putative GPI anchored cell wall protein
Exons: 3
Coding region: 1-1620 (539 amino acids)
Source: RefSeq, a predicted model, not a curated record